Molecule: messenger RNA, 948 nt
Organism: Echinostoma caproni
Lineage: Eukaryota; Metazoa; Platyhelminthes; Trematoda; Plagiorchiida; Echinostomatidae
Source: the annotation of a GenBank genome assembly
CGACGUCUGGGCGGUGCAGCAUUAGAUUUACCCAAAAUCCGGCGCAAUCCGCUGAUUGAGAUCUUGGCAGUGAGUACGGGGUGCCUGAACGCAUGCACCUAUUGUAAAACAAAACAUGCUCGAGGUGUGCUAGCCAGCUAUCCGAUCGAUCAGUUACUGGCCCGUGCCAACCAAGCUUUUGCCGAGGGUGUUAAAGAGUUGUGGCUCACAUCUGAAGAUUUGGGUGCCUACGGACGUGAUUUGGACCGACGAACUGCGGCUCUGUCUUGUCCGUCCAUGGACGAUCGAUUCCCCCAUUGUCUUACCCUGGCUGACCUACUGGCCGGAUUGGUUCGACUAAUCCCGCCGGGUUGUAUGCUACGAUUAGGAAUGACCAAUCCACCGUAUAUUUUGGAACAAUUGGAUGAGAUAGCCGAAGUGCUCAGUCAUCCCCGUGUGUAUGCGUUUCUUCACAUCCCCGUCCAGUCUGGUAAGUGCAGUGUGUUUACUCAAUCGUAUGCUUGCAUAGAAAUUCAACUUACACUCGUCAGUGCUUCAAAACCCCACCCCUGCGAACUCUGCGGGUUUGAAAUUCCCAAUUACAGAUCUAUUUUCUUACACAACAGUGAAUACAGUAAAAGGGGGGGGGGUAAACUCCAUGAUCCGAAGAUGUACUGUAAGUGGGAAGGUGAGGGGAACAUUCAAACUAGAACCAGCUUGUUGAUUCUGCGUUUAAAGACUGGGAUGUUUUACGUUGAAUGGAAGAUCAAAACGGGGAGAGUGUUCCACAGUUGUGUUGUUCUUGGGGAAAAAAGAUGGUUGAAAGUUAGAAAUGCGACACUUGGAGAUAGUCACUUGAAAUGGGUGACUAACUGCUUGUGCUCGGGAUCUACGAGGAAUAACGAGCGAGAGAGGGACAGAAGCGGAAAGUUUGUUAGAGCAAAAUUCAAAGUAGUAUCGAUAGAAUAA